Lethenteron reissneri (Far Eastern brook lamprey) is the source of this 991-nucleotide messenger RNA. Its product is annotated as nicotinamide riboside kinase 2-like. NCBI's taxonomy places the organism in Eukaryota, Metazoa, Chordata, Hyperoartia, Petromyzontiformes, Petromyzontidae. The record is from RefSeq and is a predicted model, not a curated record.
AAAACUCCGCCUCUUCCCUUUCGCUUCUUCUUCCUCCUCGUCCGUCAAGAUGGAAAGGCUGAGCGACAUGAGUAGCUAACCCGAACCCCCGAUCCCAUCCCAAAACCCAGCCGCACACCCGCGCGUCAAACCAUCACGCCACCGGCAGCUCCAGCAGCAGCAACAACAUCAGCAACGCCAUCGGCAAGCCGCCCGGCUCGGACAUGCAGAUCAUCAUCGGCAUCGGAGGGGUGACGAAUGGGGGCAAGACGACUGUUACGAACCGCAUCAUCAAGAACUUGCCCAACUGCUGCGUGGUCUAUCAGGACGACUUCUUCAAGCCCCAGGAUCAGAUCGAAGUUGGGGCCGAUGGAUUCAAACAGUACGAUGUGAUCACAGCGCUGGACAUGGAGGCCAUGUUGAACACCGUGCACGCAUGGCGCGACAACCCCAUCAAAUUUGCACGCUCGCACGGCGUGCCGCUCGCUCCAUCAGCCGACAACGGCCUCGGGCCCUGCCCCUCGUCCGAUCUGCACAUCCUGAUCGUCGAGGGCUUCCUGCUGUACACCCACAAGCCUCUGAUUGACAUUUUCGAUCAAAGCUAUUUUAUCUCCGUGCCGUACGAAGAAUGCAAGAAGAGACGAAGCCAAAGGAACUACACGGUGCCGGACCCACCGGGGUUGUUUGAUGGACACGUGUGGCCCAUGUACCUGAAACACCGCAAGCAGAUGGAGGAGCUCAACCUUGACGUCGUGCACGUGGACGGGACUCUGUCGAAGAACGACGUGUUCGACGCAGUGUACGAGGGCAUCAAGGAGAAGCUGGCGGAGUACAUCGACGCCUGCCCCGUGAUCGCAGAUAUCAUCUGAAAGAAAUCCUCAAGCUUGGAGAAAUGACGACGGUUUUACAUCAACAAAUACGAGUUGUUUUUCUUCCAUUAUGGGAUGUCAAUUAACACCAGGUUGUCUGGGAGCUAUGUGUCUUUUUUUAAGUUAAAAGCCGUCGGGAUAAA